This is a messenger RNA of Mytilus trossulus (common blue mussel), 471 nucleotides long. Its product is annotated as piRNA biogenesis protein EXD1-like. The coding region runs from base 127 to 471 and encodes 114 amino acids. Lineage: Eukaryota; Metazoa; Mollusca; Bivalvia; Mytilida; Mytilidae. The record is from RefSeq and is a predicted model, not a curated record. The transcript is spliced from 3 exons. Gene Ontology annotation, molecular function: 3'-5' exonuclease activity; nucleic acid binding. Gene Ontology annotation, biological process: nucleobase-containing compound metabolic process.
UCUUUUUCUACCCUUUCAUCGGUGACGCCUGUAUGACAAGAUAUUUUUUUUCAAACUUCAGAUUUGAAUGCAUCUAACCCGAGAAAGUUGAUAUAAUAGUUGGAUUUAUCCAAAAAGAAAUUAGUCAUGGCUUCAAGUAAUAAUGCAGAGAUAGUAACAGAAACAGAAAGAUGCUUGCAUAUAGUAGAAAAUUUGUCUAAAUUGGACUUUAUAGCGUUGGAUGCUGAGGGUAUUAACUUAGGAAAAGACGGUCCUCUGACUUUGUUACAGAUCGGGACUGUGGACGACAAAGUUUAUCUUUUUGAUAUUGAAACAAACAAAGAUUUAUUUAGGAAAGGAAAGCUCGAAGAUAUUUUACAAUCAGACAAGCUAGUGAAGGUUAUACACGCAUGCGCAGGUGACAGUGCUGCAUUAUACCACCAGUUUGGAAUUAAGCUUAAAAAUGUGUUCGACACACAGGCAAGUAUAUAA